Mercenaria mercenaria is the source of this 1763-nucleotide messenger RNA. Its product is annotated as probable dolichyl pyrophosphate Glc1Man9GlcNAc2 alpha-1,3-glucosyltransferase. Gene Ontology annotation, cellular component: endoplasmic reticulum membrane. The transcript has 14 exons. Gene Ontology annotation, biological process: protein N-linked glycosylation. The record is from RefSeq and is a predicted model, not a curated record. Gene Ontology annotation, molecular function: dolichyl pyrophosphate Glc1Man9GlcNAc2 alpha-1,3-glucosyltransferase activity. Lineage: Eukaryota; Metazoa; Mollusca; Bivalvia; Venerida; Veneridae. The coding region runs from base 30 to 1595 and encodes 521 amino acids.
CAAAGCGUUUGGUUGACAAAGAUUUCAAAAUGGCUGCAUUUUGGUCCGUGGCUGCAGCUGUGUCUUGUUUUAAGCUUCUGCUGCUUCCGUCGUACAAAUCUACAGACUUCGAUGUUCACAGAAAUUGGUUGGCCAUAACACACAGUCUCCCAGUCAGAAAAUGGUACUUCGAGGAAACUUCAGAAUGGACCCUGGAUUAUCCUCCUUUCUUUGCCUGGUUUGAGUACUGCCUGUCAAUUCUAGCAGGAUUCUUUGAUCCAGAAAUGCUAAAGGUAGAAAACAUAGAUUACCGAAGUGAGGCUACAGUAGUGUUCCAGAGACUCUCCGUCAUUGUUACUGAUCUCAUGUAUAUCUAUGCAUUAAAAGAACUGUACAAUUAUUUCUCAAGUUCACGGAAGAAAAGCGCGGAUACAGAGGAUAUAUUACAGUCACCUCCCUUGAUACAAGCUGCUGUCCUGCUUACCAAUUUUGGUCUUAUCGUUAUUGAUCAUAUACAUUUUCAGUAUAAUGGUUUUCUGUAUGGUAUACUGCUGUUGUCAAUUGUCAGGAUAUUACAGGGGCGUAACAUGUCGGCAGCAUUUUGGUUUGCAGUUUUGCUCAACUUUAAACAUAUCUUCCUGUACAUAGCACCAGCAUACUUCAUAUAUCUCCUAAGAUGUUAUGUCUUCACUAGUAAUGAAGAUGGAAGUUUAAAAUGGAGAUCAUUUUCUCCGCUCAGGUUAAUAGGACUUGGUAUUAUUGUCGUAGGAGUAUUUACUGUGUCAUUUGGUCCUUUUAUUAUUCUGGGGCAGGUACCGCAAGUUUUAUCUAGAUUAUUUCCCUUUAAGAGAGGUCUGUGUCAUGCAUACUGGGCACCAAAUUUCUGGGCAAUUUAUAAUAUUGCUGACAAAGCUCUGGCUGUUGCAGGAACCAGACUUGGGUUGCUAGGAACAGAGAACCAGACAGCGUCUAUGACAGGAGGUUUGGUACAAGAAUUUCAGCAUACAGUAUUACCAUCCAUAUCACCACUUGUCACCCUCGUAUUAUCUGCCCUGUCUAUGAUGCCAGCAUUAUAUUUAUUAUGGAUCCGACCUAAAGGCGUGCAGAGUUUCCUGCGAGCACUUAUACUGUGUGCAUUUGGAUCGUUUAUGUUUGGCUGGCAUGUCCACGAAAAAGCUGUUCUUAUGAUUAUAAUACCUCUGAGUCUGCUGACCAUUGAUAAAAAGAAGGAUGCACAGAUAUAUCUGGUGGUGUCUACAAUUGGACAUUAUUCAUUAUUUCCAUUACUAUUCACACAGUUUGAAACACCAAUAAAGAUAUGCCUUCUUGCAUUUACCACACUGUAUGCCUUUACUGGUGUAGCUAAUAUAUUCAGGGCACCCUGGAGUUACACAUCACUUCCAUUGUUAUCAACACCAGAAACACUGUACCUUCUGGGAAUAGUGCCUUUAGAAUUAUAUAACAGUGUGAUACACAAUAGCCUUGGACUGGCCUAUAAACUACCAUUUCUUCCUCUGAUGUUGACGUCCAUAUAUUGUGCAAUUGGAGUUAUCUACUGCUGGAUCAGAUUUUACUGGAUUACAUUUUACAAGAAGUCGAAACAGAAACAGAGUUAGAGGCAUUUGAUGUUUGAAGAAUAUUUAUGCAUCUGAAACCUGCCUUGUCAAAGUUUUCUUGAAAAUAAAAUUGAAAAUUUUGUUUCACACAGAAUGAAAAACAUAAUGUAUAUCCGACUUGCAAACAUAAUUUGAUCGGCAUGUCAUAUAAAUAAAGAAGGAAGUCAG